AAUUGUCAUUUUCCAAAAAUAUGUCGUCCCGCCAAAAUAUUUGUUUUUGCUGAAAUAAACAAAUAAUUUGCUGAUUUAAUUCUUUUCGUUACGUAUAGUAUUGUUAACAAAUGAAUAAAUAAAGAAAUGAGGAUAAACAUUUUAACGUUAAGAUCAUCAUAAAAAGGACGAAUUCAAGAGCAAUGUCUUUUAAAACUUAUAGUAAAGCAAUAUUUUUGUUAUUAACAGUUUCUUUUGUAUCACAUGCCGCAUUUAAAUACUUCAGAAGGCAGAAGAAAAAAGAAAAGAUAAAAGAGAUCAAUGAAGUUAUAAUGUUCGCUCACGGAACAAGAGAGUUGAGAAGAAGCAAAUACUCUAAGUGUGUGAUAACUCCAAGCAUGGAAAGAUUGUUGUACUAUUUGAACUUGCCGAAGCACUCCAUAGACAUAUGCAUGUACGUAUUUACUAAUACAGACUUGACCAACAUCGUAUUGAAACUUAAUUUUAAAGGCGUAAAAGUUAGGUUGAUAGUUGAUGCAGAUAUGGCAUUUACCUCUGGCUCAAGUAUAAGGCGCUUGGAGCGACAAGGCAUACCUAUCCGAUGGAUGAAGUCUACGAACCUCAUGCACCAUAAAUUUUGUCUUAUAGAUGUAAUGGAAGGAGGCAAAACAACACCAUUUGUGAUGGCAGGGUCUCUGAAUUGGACGAGCCAGGCACUGUCUGGUAAUUGGGAAAAUUUAAUUAUUACAUCACAGAAAGAUUUGGUGCGGCAGUACAAGGAUGAGUUUGAGAGGCUGUGGGUGUUGUUUAAACCAAUCGUUGGUUAUGUAUAGUUUAUUUGAUCUUUGUAUUAUUAUGUUUUAAGUUAAGAUUAUGGUGAUACAAGUGGACAUUUGUUUCAUAGUGUUAUGUUUUGUUUGUGGUGUAAUUUAUCUUAUAAAUAUUUUUCUAUUUGUGUAAAAAAAAAAUAAGUUUAAAGCAGUAUUUAUCAAUAUAAAAACAUAUUUUUGUAAUGGUGACAAUAUUUUAUUAAUACAUCUGUAUAUGAUGAGAACUAUAUUUCUUGCUGCUAUAUAAUAAAGUGCCUUAAUGUUUUCUUUUCAUCUUAUAUUUGGCAUUCCAGCAUUUGAAUAAACUGUUUUUUAACCAACACAUAAAAUAUAUCUGUACAAUAAUUUAUAACUUGAGCAAAUACAAGGCAAGGUUUGGCAAUGGCAGUAUUUAAAACAUAACAUUUAUUUAUUUUGUAGUUUUUCUAGUAAAUUAUUUAUCUGUUGAUUAAAAAAACAGCCAUAGUAUAGAUGAAGAGACAAGUUAAUGCAUAUAAUUUAAUGUGACUUCCAAUAUGUGAUAUAACACCUAUAAUAUACUCAGUUUACUGUUUUGUCAUAUUCUAAUAAGUUAUUAUUAGAGACAACUGCUCUCUUUUUAUAUUUAUUAGCAUAUUUGUUGGACCUAAGGGAUUUAAAUUUUUAUCUUAAUUUAUAUUACAAUAAACAAUUCUUAGAGGGCCUUCACUGAGUGCCCUAAUAUAUUUGGUUAACAAAGUGGUUAUAUUCUCAUUGUUUGGUUGAAAACUAAAUAAAACAGGUCCACCUACAAUUUAUCUAAAUAAAUAAUGUUGUACUAGGACAUUUUACUGUUAUAAAUAGUGAAAGCUAAGACACUUUUCAAAUCACAAAGGGUCUUCUAAAAAUAUGUAUAUAUUGUACGCCAUCUUCUUAUAGGAAGUAAAUGGUUGUUAGAAAACAUGAGUUUGUGUGCAAAUGGUGAGUUUUUGGUGCUAAACAGCUCGUGAAUUGCAGGAGUUAUUUCAGGGUACUAAAUAAAGAAAAUACCUCAAAGAGGACAUAAAAUUAAUUUCACAUGCAGAGUUUCCGGCACUGUUUGUAAUGUCUUAAAUGAGUUAUACAUUGAAAUCAAAAAGUAUAUUCAAAUGCUCACUUACGGUAUUAAUUUAUGUAAUAGUAAUAUUUUUUGUCAUUUACUAUAACUAAAAACUAUUGCUUCUUCACACCAAAAAAUUUGUUUCAAUACUCUUAACUAAGAGUUUUAUGCAUUUAUAUCAUAAUUGUUAAUGGCAAACCCUCGCCGAGAGACUGCCUAAGUCGAGGUCCAUAACCCGUUAGCGAGUCGCUCUCAGUAUUGUCACAUAAUUUUCAAAGUCUGUUGUUUUUAUACAAGCCGGAUCUUGCUGGGCUAACAAAUGUAGUAUCACAUUUAAAAAAAAAAGCGUUUAAAAUGGUUUUAAUAUCCUAUAUUGAUAUCACUCCAAUCUUUAAAAUAAAGGUACAAUCUCAACUACUUUUUCUUUCAAUGGUGAUCAGCACAUCUUGAUUUUAUUUUUUCCUUCAACAAAUUGUCUUAAUAAUUGUAAUAUUAUUAAAUCAGUGGUAUUAUUAGACAUUUAAGACUUGUAAUUUAUGUUUUAUUUGAGUGCAUUAUUUAUGAAGUCGUUUUAAUUCAUUGUAAUAAAAUGCUAAGCAAUUUUAAAUUAAGAGCUGUAAGUAAGAUUGUGAUACACAUAAUCAUUCGCGAUGACCACGGGCAUAGCCAGUCAUUUUCUGGAAGGGAAGGGGGGAGCGGAAUCUACAUCAGAUAAACGACCUUGUUCUUAUAAUUGAAUAUUUGAUAAUUUUCCUUGUUUUAAAAGUUAAGGCAAAAGGCUCGCCCAUCAAACAUGUCACGGAACCGUUUGGAAAUUGUGUGAAUGUAUUAAAAAUUGUAGGCUGCCUUAGAAUCCUGGGGGUGGAGGCAGAACCUCUGGCCUCCCUCUAACUAAGCCUAUGGUUAUGACAUGUUAUUAUAAUGAGGACAUUAGAUCUGAUACAUUAUGUUGGUACAAUUCCCAAAGUGUUUUUAAGUAUGCCAGUUUGAGUGUUUAUUCCACAUAAUUUGUAAUUUUUAACUUUUGUACCACUUAUUAAAAGUAUUUACUUUUUUGUUUUUUUUAUAGUUUUAUAUUGCCAUUUUUUAAAUUUGAAUAUAGAUAUAUCCGAAAUGCUAGUUACAAAUGUAUUACUGGAAUGUAAAACGAUAUCAGUGCAAUUUAAAUAAACCUGUGUGGAACAAAUGUAA
Manduca sexta (tobacco hornworm) is the source of this 3057-nucleotide messenger RNA. RefSeq names its product mitochondrial cardiolipin hydrolase-like. The record is from RefSeq and is a predicted model, not a curated record. Gene Ontology annotation, molecular function: RNA endonuclease activity producing 5'-phosphomonoesters, hydrolytic mechanism. Lineage: Eukaryota; Metazoa; Arthropoda; Insecta; Lepidoptera; Sphingidae. Bases 183 to 812 code for a protein of 209 amino acids. Gene Ontology annotation, cellular component: mitochondrion. The transcript has a single exon. Gene Ontology annotation, biological process: piRNA processing.